Molecule: messenger RNA, 2023 nt
Organism: Cladophialophora immunda
Lineage: Eukaryota; Fungi; Ascomycota; Eurotiomycetes; Chaetothyriales; Herpotrichiellaceae
Product: phosphoglucomutase
Exons: 3
Coding region: 188-1855 (555 amino acids)
Biological process (GO): carbohydrate metabolic process
Cellular component (GO): cytosol
Molecular function (GO): magnesium ion binding; phosphoglucomutase activity
Source: RefSeq, a predicted model, not a curated record
CGUGGCUUCAUUUUCCAGGUGGCAGUUGAGGGGAUCUUCAAUCCAACAAAAUUUCCCCCUCUGGCCAGCUUGUUGCAUACUCAAGCUUGCUUCACAAUUGCCUGUUGCUUCUUGUCGAGAUAUUCAGAGACCCGUUAAGCCAUAUCGUGUCUAUUCAACCCUACAAACUGUUAAGCGUAUCACAACCAUGGCCAGCGUGAAAGAAGUCCAGUUUAAAUCCUUCACCGACCAGAAGCCUGGUACGUCAGGACUUCGUAAGAAGGUCACCGUCUUCCAACAACCCCAUUACAGCGAAUCCUUCAUCACCUCGAUCCUCCUGUCCAUUCCCGAAGGCGCAGAAGGCGCCUUUCUUGUCAUCGGCGGCGAUGGCCGAUACUGGAAUCCUGAAGUGGUCCAACUGAUUGCGAAGAUUGGUGCUGCAUACGGUGUCAAGAAGCUCCUGAUCGGUCAGAAUGGCAUCCUGAGUACUCCAGCUGCCAGCCAUGUCAUUCGUAUCAGAAAGGCCACGGGCGGUAUUCUUCUCACUGCCAGUCACAACCCAGGCGGUCCCAAAGCAGACUUUGGCAUGAAGUACAACCUCUCGAACGGUGCCCCAGCCCCAGAAUCGGUGACAAACAAGAUCUUCGAGAAGUCAAAAUCCCUUACCUCAUACAAAAUUGCAGACAUUCCGGAGCUGGACCUGUCAACAAUUGGCACCAAGAAGUAUGGGGAUCUCGAAGUCGAAAUCGUUGACUCUGUGGCAGACUACAUGGCCAUGCUGAAGGACAUUUUCGACUUUGACCUCAUCCGGUCCUUCUUCAAGUCCCAGCCCGACUUUAAAGUUCUCUUUGAUGGUCUAUCCGGUGUCACUGGCCCAUACGGUGUCGCCAUAUUUCAAGGAGAGCUCGGCUUGGGACCGGAAAGCACUCAGAAUUGCCAACCAAGCCCCGACUUUAACGGCGGCCACCCAGAUCCGAACCUGACGUACGCCCAUUCUUUGGUAGAAAGAGUUGACAGGGAGGGCAUCCACUUUGGCGCUGCUUCGGAUGGAGAUGGCGACAGAAACAUGAUUUAUGGCAAGAAUGCUUUCGUCUCACCCGGUGACUCCUUGGCUAUUAUUGCCCACUAUGCCCAGAAGUACAUCCCUUAUUUCAAGAAGCAGGGUGUCUACGGUCUAGCAAGAUCCUUCCCCACCUCUGCAGCGCUUGACCUUGUGGCCAAGAAGCAGAAGUUAAGCAUCUAUGUCGUGCCCACGGGAUGGAAGUUUUUCUGCGCACUCUUCGAUACCAACAAGAUGUCGAUCUGCGGUGAAGAGUCCUUUGGCACUGGCUCGAACCACAUCCGAGAAAAGGACGGUUUAUGGGCCAUCACUGCGUGGCUCAACAUCAUUGCCGGAGUGGGGAAAGAGACUGGCAAGUUCCCGUCUAUUGCUGAGAUCCAAAAGGAGUUCUGGCACGAGUAUGGCCGCGUGUAUUUCACCCGAUACGACUACGAGAAUGUGAGCAGUGACGGAGCCAAUGACAUGGUCAAGUAUCUCAAAGAAAAGAUUGCAAAAUCCGACACUGUCGGUUCAGAACUCCAAGGCCGCAAGAUCCUGGAAGCCGACGACUUCUCAUACACAGAUCUCGACGGCUCGGUGUCGAAAAAUCAAGGUAUCUAUUUCAUAUUCAACGACGGCACAAGGGUCGUUGUUAGAUUGUCGGGUACAGGCAGCAGCGGUGCUACCAUCCGCCUCUAUGUCGAGAAACUCGAGGAGGACAAGAGCAAGCUUGGUGAGGACACGCAGACAUAUCUCAAGGGUUCGGUCGGGCUUGCCAUUGAGCUCUUGCAGCUUCAGAAAUUCAUUGGCAGAACCGAGCCAGAUGUCAAGACCUAGAUCAUUUGCUAUCGACAUGAGGCAGUGAUUUGCACACGCCGUCACAUCAUAGAAGAUAUCGGGUAGAGGAAUUACGUGCAAAAACAGUUGUCAUCACCGACAGCGAUGGCUCUUAAAUGUCGAAGUAGUAGUCAAUCAUUGCAAAUAGAUCACAGCCGUCCGCGAACA